Fundulus heteroclitus (mummichog) is the source of this 1629-nucleotide messenger RNA. Its product is annotated as dnaJ homolog subfamily B member 9. The record is from RefSeq and is a predicted model, not a curated record. Lineage: Eukaryota; Metazoa; Chordata; Actinopteri; Cyprinodontiformes; Fundulidae. Gene Ontology annotation, cellular component: endoplasmic reticulum. The coding region runs from base 10 to 822 and encodes 270 amino acids. The transcript has 3 exons. Gene Ontology annotation, molecular function: protein-folding chaperone binding; misfolded protein binding.
GGCGCAGGAAUGCUCGCCGUCUUCUACAGCUGCUGGGUUUCGUUUCGCAUCAGCUGGAGCUGUUGGCGGCUGACAGAAGCGUCCCCGAGGCUGUCCGUUACUUCUCCUGCAGCCAGAAAGGGUGUGAAAGGCGUCGGGAUGGCCACGGCGCAGUCGGUGCUGCUGCUCGCAGUCCACGUUCUGCUCAUCUCCGAGUUCAUCCUGGCCAAGAGGGACUACUACGAGGUGCUGGGGGUGCCCAGGGAUGCCACGGAGCGCCAGAUCAAGAAGGCGUUCCACAAGCUGGCCCUCAAGUAUCACCCCGACCGAAACAAGGGCGCGGACGCGGAGGCGAAGUUCAGAGAAAUAGCGGAGGCUUAUGAGACGUUAUCGGACGUGAAGAAAAGGCGAGAGUACGACCAGUUUGGCCACUCUGCCUCAUCAGGAGAGGCCUACAGAGGCAGCGGCUCUGCCAGGGACUACGACUUCAGGCAGCACUACCAGUCCUUCAACUUUGACGACCUCUUCAAAGACUUUGACCAUUUCGGUCAGCGACACCAGCACCACUUCCACUCUCACAAUCAGGCGCACCAGAAGAGACACUUCGACGGCCACUUCCAGGCUCACAAGGAGUCGAUGAGCAGGCAGCGGCGGGGCUUUCAGCAGGGGGGCUUUGGCGGGGGACUGUUUGACGACAUGUUCGAGGACUUGGAGAAAAUGUUCUCCUUCAACUCGCACGCUUCCAGGACUGAGGGCAGGUUUCAAGGCUCGGCCAAGCAUCACUGCAGGACGGUGACUCAGCGGCGGGGCAACAUGGUGACCACCUUCACCGACUGCUCCUGAGAUCAGAAGGGAGGAGGGGGGAGGAACCGGGACGCUGCACAGGAUUUAGUUGUAGUGCUGAAAUUGAAAUCUAAUUUAUCACUUGGUGUGGCUUUUGUAAUUCUCUGCAUAUUUCUGUCAACAGAUUCCCAAGCAGGUCAAAUAAGUGGCUGCUUUGAAGCAAUAACUCAUCCACGUUAUCGAUUAUAGCAUGGGACUAAGACCGAGGACCACUCAAACACUUCCCCCUUUUGUUCAGCCUUCUUUGGUCGAUGUGUUCGCUUUGUUUAUUAUUAUGAGUGCAGUUCGACACUCGGGUACGGCCUGCGUUUAAGCGAUGCCCUAAAGCUCUUGUUCAGAGUUCUCAGCAGCUAACCCAGCCAUCGUGACGCGCUUCCCGGCUCCGAAGCUACGACAAACGCCAGUUCCACUCAGCGGAGCGUCUAGGAAAUCCAGCCGUCACCAACAGUUACCUCAUUUUAAGUUUUUCUUCUUGCAGAGAUGCGUCUCCCAUCACUCAGUCAGCGUAGGAAAUUAGCAUCAGUCCCAUGAAAAAGGCCGGGAAAGGGGCGCGGCGGGGCGGCUUACUGCGUCGCCGGCUCGUUUCUCGGUCAAGCUGGAUGGCCUGACGGGUUAAGUUUCCCAAACUGAUGUGACUGUGCAAUAUUUAGCACCUUUGCUCUUCAUGUUGCCUAUGAUUUUAAAGACAGUGCCCUGCAAACGUCAUUGUCUUCACAUCUGCACUUUGUCUGUGUGUAUGCGCGUGUGUGUGUGUGUGCGCAGAGUGUUGAUUGGAAAAGUGUUUUGUCAUUAAAACAUGAGAUCAAA